This is a messenger RNA of Arvicola amphibius (Eurasian water vole), 2031 nucleotides long. RefSeq lists its product as uncharacterized. The coding region runs from base 1 to 2031 and encodes 676 amino acids. The record is from RefSeq and is a predicted model, not a curated record. The transcript is spliced from 6 exons. NCBI's taxonomy places the organism in Eukaryota, Metazoa, Chordata, Mammalia, Rodentia, Cricetidae.
AUGAGCUCCCGAGAUGAGGAUAAGGUGUCUGCUCCUGAAGCCACCUUUGGGCAAGAGGGCAGGGAACACUUAGAGGACCCCCUGAACAGUCCCGGAGUUGCCGAGGGCUCAAGCCUCAUCAAAGGUCCUCUGAAGAUCGGAGAGGGAGAGGGCGGCCUCCCGGGGACUGAAAGCUGCGAGGUGGAUCCUUGGCCUAUGUCGGAAGCAACAAAGGAAGGAGAAGGGGUGCUUAGUGAGCCAGAAGGCAGGACCACUUCUCCCGUGGACCAAGAAGAUGUCGGCGUGGACUUCCUGCCCCAGCUCAGUAUUGAAGCUACAGCUAUAAUGCGAGAGCUGGCCAACCUACAGACGCGAAGAGUUCCCAGGUACCUGUCUCCACAAACCUGCGCCGCUGAACUGGCCGCCCUUUGGGGAAGUUUAGAUGACGGCUCCAGCAGAGGGGGGCAGGCCCUGAGCAGUGAUGAAGGGAAGCAGGUCUCAGCCAGCUCACAGUACCCCCGGGGCCUGGGGCGAAGCAGAGCCUGGGUGGACCCGAGAAGAAGUGUCACAAGUAGGAUGUUGAGCAGUGAAAGUAUCCAAUGUCCCUCCUCAUACCCUACAUCUUCUGAUGAGGCCAGUGAGACACAAUUGAUGAGGGUGACCAUUUGCCUCAAAGAAGGAGGCCAAGGCAAGUCUAGUGGCCUCACUGAGCUGGAAGACACAGGCAGCCACCCGACUGUCCAUGGCAGGGAAAGUUUCGUCCAUGUGCCACCCUCUGUACUGUCCAGUACUACCCGGACCCUCAGCUCAAGCAUGGAGAAGCAGGCUUCAGGAGAGCUGGAAGGCUCCCUGUCUAAGAAAAAACAAAGUAUGGUCUGGGGCAAAGAAGGGAGCAGACACAGCAUCCCAGGAGCCACUGCUGCUGCUGCUACCUCUGCUGCGGUCCUUGCCCCUGCUGCCACUGCUCCUGGUGCCAUUCCCAAGACCAGUCCUAGAAAGAAGCCAGCACAGGAGAAGCCUCAGAAGCAAGGCCAUGAGAAGUCCUUGUUAGAUCCCUCAAGAGGACCCCUGGGAAGAACCUUCCCAGCAUGGGGACAGAGACUCAAGUCAGCUCCUGUAGGACCAUCCACUCUCCCCCCAAUCUCAGGGGUUGCCCUGCUAGGAAAGGGCAAUAAAUGCACACUGUCUUCGGGGCCCAAAGAGUGCAAGCCCUUCUGCACUGGGAAGAAAUCCCUGGCAAAGAAGACAAAGGAAUCCCAGCCAGGAGCCAAAGAAGAUGAUGACUCCACCAGAGAUUCUGGCCUGCAGGCUCAACUUCCAACACGCAGGGCAGAGCAACCUUGCAUGUUGAUGCAUCGUGGAGAAAUGAGCAGUGGAGACCCCAGCCUCCGAGCACCGCACGUUCCAGGAAGCUCUCAGGUCUUGAGGCAGAGAAGUGCCCGGCUCAGAGCUCCUGCACCUGCUGGUGAACAGGAUCCAACCUUGGAUCCUUUACUACCUGUUGGAGAGAGUCAGCCACAAGUAGUACGAGGCACACCAGGAUGUCCGCAGUGCCUGAUGUUACAGAAGGAAAUAGAGGAACUCAAGGAACAACUAGGUAUGACCGAGCCAGGGCAGGGAAGCAAUGGGGAGAGGGCCGGAGGGAGAACUCAGUGUUUGGGUGCAGAAAAACGCUCCCACAUAGAGCUCGGUGCUGGGUGGGGGAGUCUGUCCCCAGGCUCCUUGCAUGGUGGCUGGAGGGCAGUGAGGUGGCUGGCUGGAAGUUCCUGGGGCACAGAGAAGGGGUCAGGACACGAAGUGCAAGCGGUGUUCCUCAGGUUAGCUGGUUCACGCCUGCCUGUGGAGCAGGAGCUCUCCUGGGACCUGCAAUACUCUAAGCUCAAGGAGCGCCAGGUAGUAGCAGUGCAGGGUCCCUGCAAACUGGAAGAGUCAGCUGCCUGUGGAGUUGUGGCACGCCUGGCAACACCCCUUCCCACAGUCUCCGGGGGUCCCUCUGAGCCACACAGGAUGAGCUCAGGGAGACAGCACAUAAUCCACGUGGGAGGACAGUGA